AUGAUGUUAUCAGAAGGAAAUCAGAGUAUCAUACCCACAUUUACUCCUCUGGGUUUUUCAGAAUAUCCGGACCUCCAGGUUCCGCUCUUCCUGGUUUUCUUGUCUGUCUACACAGUCACCGUGGUUGGGAAUCUGGGCGUGAUGAUCACCAUCAGGAUCAAUUCAAAGCUCCACACGAUCAUGUACUUUUUCCUUAGUCACUUGUCCUUUGUAGAUUUCUGUUGUUCUACCACAGUCACACCUAAAUUAUUGGAGAACUUGAUUGUGGAGGACAGGACCAUAUCUUUCUUUGGGUGCAUUACGCAGUUUUGCUUUGCUUGCAUAUUUGGAGUAACAGAGACUUUCCUGUUAGCAUCGAUGGCCUAUGACCGUUUUGUGGCCGUGCAUAACCCUUUGCUCUAUAGCACUGCCAUGUCUCAGAAGCUUUGUGUUCUGCUGGUGGCUGGGUCUUACUCCUGGGGUAUAGUGUGUUCCCUCACACUCACAUAUUUUCUUCUUGCAUUAUCCUAUCAUGAGUCUAACAUCAUGAAUAAUUUUAUCUGUGACCACUCAGUAAUUGUUUCUGUCUCCUGCUCAGACCCUUAUAUCAGUGAGAUACUCUGCUUUAUUAUUGCUGUAUUCAAUGAGGCAUGCAGCCUGAUGAUUAUUCUGACAUCUUAUAUACUCAUUUUUAUCACCGUUAUGAGGAUGCCCUCUGCAAGCGGACGCCAGAAAACCUUCUCUACCUGUGCCUCCCACCUGACAGCUAUCACCAUCUUCCAUGGAACCAUCCUUUUCCUUUACUGUAUCCCUAACCCUAAAAACUCUUGGCUCACAGUGAAAGUGGCCUCUGUGUUUUACACAGUGGUGAUUCCCAUGCUGAACCCCUUGAUCUACAGCCUUCGGAACAAAGAUGUAAAAAUCACAUUCAGAAGAUUGGUCGUCACAAAAUUUCUUCAUCACUCAAUGUAA
Molecule: messenger RNA, 951 nt
Organism: Phacochoerus africanus (Common warthog)
Lineage: Eukaryota; Metazoa; Chordata; Mammalia; Artiodactyla; Suidae
Product: olfactory receptor 5D13-like
Exons: 1
Coding region: 1-951 (316 amino acids)
Biological process (GO): G protein-coupled receptor signaling pathway; sensory perception of smell
Cellular component (GO): membrane
Molecular function (GO): odorant binding; olfactory receptor activity; G protein-coupled receptor activity
Source: RefSeq, a predicted model, not a curated record